Molecule: messenger RNA, 2417 nt
Organism: Hylaeus volcanicus
Lineage: Eukaryota; Metazoa; Arthropoda; Insecta; Hymenoptera; Colletidae
Gene: shams
Product: glucoside xylosyltransferase 1
Exons: 2
Coding region: 567-1664 (365 amino acids)
Biological process (GO): protein O-linked glycosylation via N-acetylgalactosamine
Molecular function (GO): UDP-xylosyltransferase activity
Source: RefSeq, a predicted model, not a curated record
GAUAUAUCUGUAAUUCUGUGGAGCUCGAAGCAACCCGCUCGUUUUUUACUGAGAUAAACUUUCACAUUAUGAGUUACUCAAGUGCAGAAUAACAUGUUUUGCAUAAAACUUCGAUUUAUUAAUAGUUACAAAUAUUGCUAGUUAUUACUAUAUGUAAUUUUCAGAUGUAGUCACAUUAUCUACAUUAUGUAGUCACUUGAUCUACGAAAAUGUACGUGGGUGUCAAAAACAGGUUCUGUUGUCAAGGUGGAACACAUCGAUCGAUAUUUUCGAAAGUGGGAGAACGCAGACAUUUCUACAAUUUAAAUUUUCUUUUGAACUGUGUUCAACGAGAAUUUUCGUUUUCCAAGAGCAUUCAACAUCCCUUUCAAUUUUCUUCGAACGAUCUCUCUGCGUUUCUAACCACAACGAUAGUGUUUUCUAUCAGUGAUCGUUUUUCGAUCGUAGCAAGGUUAUAUUCGUGAAUAAUAAACAAUAAGGAACGAUAUCAAAAUGCCAAGUCCUUCCACCGAUCGCUUAUUAGCGGAAAGUCGGUGGAAGAUGUGAAACUUCAGAAAAAUACAACGAUGAAAUCUAUGUAUAAAUUGUUUUUCUUGUGCCUUAUCUUCGUUGCAUUAAUAAUAUUGCUCAAUUUAACCAAUUUCUCAAACAAAAUAUACGAUGCACAGACCAAGGAGGCUGCUGUUGCUUCAACAACUGUCAAAAAGAUUGUAUCACCCCAAACAACAGAGGAAGUGACAUUAUGUGUUGUGGUCUGUGGAGACAGAUUGAACGAAGCAUUGACGAUGCUGAAAUCAGCUUUGGUUUUCACAAAUAGACCUCUACAAUUCAUUGUUAUAGCAGAGAACAAUUUGAUUCCUGCAUUUAAUGAGAAAUUGGCAGAAUGGAAGCUGAUGUCGAACAAAACUUUUGACUUUAUAGUCAAAUCUAUUACUUUCCCAGAAGGAAGCGAUGCAGUAAUGUGGAAGAAAUUGUUUAAACCUUGCGCUGCUCAAAGAUUGUUUUUACCUUCUGUUUUGAAUGACACGGAUGCUGUACUUUACGUGGAUACAGAUACUUUGUUCUUAGCUCCACCAGAAAAAAUUUGGGAUGAAUUUAAGAAGAUGAAUACCAGUCAAUUGGCAGCUUUGAGCCCGGAACAUGAAGAUCCUAACACAGGAUGGUAUAACAGAUUUGCAAAGCAUCCAUAUUAUGGAAAAUUAGGUGUAAAUUCAGGUGUGAUGUUGAUGAAUUUAACAAGAAUGAGAGAAUUUAGGUGGAUAGAAUAUGUGAUACCCAUACACAAGGAAUACAAAUUGAAGAUAACAUGGGGGGAUCAAGACAUAAUAAACAUUAUAUUUCAUUAUCAUCCUGAAAAACUUUACGUGUACUCGUGCAGAUAUAAUUAUAGACCCGAUCAUUGUAUGUACAUGCCUGUUUGUACCAAGGCAGAAAAAGAAGGAGCUCUAGUUUUACAUGGCUCUAGAGGCACGUUUCAUUCGCAGAAGCAGCCACCUUUUAAAGCUGUCUAUAAAGCAAUUCAAGAAUAUCAAUUAAAUACAGAUCCGUAUGAUUAUUUAUUAGUGCCAAUGAGAAAUUAUUUAGCUCUGGAACACAGAUCUAACUGUGGCAAAGUAUGGAAAGCAUUCAUAAUUCAGCCUGAACUACAUUUAGGUCAGCAAUAAUAUUUAAAAGUCUUUCCUAUUAUUAUAAGGCUAUAUAGAUAUUGUACACAUACGAUAAGACAAUAACGCGUAGAACAUAGCUAUUUCAAUACAGCACCCCCUUCUAUAACUUAUUGAAACGUACUAUCAAUUUUUAUAUACAGGGUGUUUCACGUAACAGUUUUCACGAUUUUUCAGUGUGUACUUGCGAUAAUCUGACAAAAAAAUAUUCUAAACAAAAGUUGAUCAGUUUUCCGUAUAUAUUACAAUAAAAAAAAGUUGAUCGUGAAAAGUGUUACAUGGGACAACCUAUAUAUAAUUCAGUAACUGAUCGUGUUAAAAUAAAUUGGAUAGUAUAAACAGUCCUACACGUUAAUGUGAUCCUGUACACAGACUGACCGUAUUCCAUAGUGCAUUCUCAUUUUAUUUGUUAACAAGUGCGCUGUGAUUGUUACUGUUUUAUAUGACAAAAAAAAAUAUAUUAUUACAAUUUUAUCUAAGAUUGUUUGACAAUACUCGUUGGAUAGAUUUAAGAAAAUCUCGAAUUUAACUCGAAAGUCUUCUUGUAUUUAAUAAAUAUUAUUAUAUUGAAUUUAGAGAACUUUUUUAAAAAAGUUACUAUAAUUAUACAGAGAAUUAUAAGGUUCGAAAUGGUAAAUGAAAAUUUGAUACAAUUGUGUCUGUAUUACGAGUGCUAAACAUUUUAUAUAGGUUUUUUUUUUAUGUAAAAUUAAGUCGAAUGUAUAAAAUAAAAUUUUUUCUUACAAGUCCUUA